GAGCUAGAGAGGAAGAGCGCAGGGUGCGCUCCAUCCACAGCCUCACUCCACCGGACUGUCAUCCUCCACCAGCUCUCCGCUCCGGUCCUGUUCCGUUUCACAUCGGCUGUUACAGCAUGGGUACGAUUUGAAGACGCAGCACGGAGCCGUCAGCACUUUCACUCGCCACCAGGAACAAAUUCUCUCCAAGCUCGUUCGGCUGAAGUCACAAAUAAUGAUGGAGUAUUGGAGGCAAUGCGCGCUGUGGUUGAUAAACUGCAAGGUGCUUCCAGCGAACCACCGGGUGACAUGGGAGUCUGCACAGGUAUUUGACUUGGCCCAAACCCUCCGGGAUGGAGUCCUGCUCUGCCAUUUGCUCAACAACCUGAGACCCCAGUCCAUCAACCUGAAGGAGAUCAACCUGCGACCGCAAAUGUCACAGUUCCUGUGCCUGAAGAAUAUCAGGACUUUCCUGGCGGCGUGCAGCGAGGAAUUUGGCAUGAAGAAAAGCGAGAUGUUCGAGGCCUUUGACCUCUUUGACGUCAGGGACUUUGGAAAGGUUAUGGACACACUAUCUAAACUUUCCCACACAGUGAUUGCACAGCAAACUGGAAUCAGGCCCUUCCCAUCUGAGGAGAGUGUUGAAGAUGAGGAUAUCUACAACCACCUGGAGGACCUGAUAGAUGAGAACGGGGUGGAGGAUGAGGAGGAUCUGUAUGACUGCGUGUACGACGACGAAGAUGGAGGAGAGAUCUAUGAGGACCUGAUGAAGACAGAAGCCAUCCCUCCUCCGGCGUUCCAGAAGCAAGCAGAGACUGACAUAAGGAGUUGCUGUUUAACAGAGAUCAAACAGACAGAGGAGAAAUACACUGAGACCCUGGAGUCUAUAGAGAAGCACUUUAUGACGCCCCUCACCAUGUUUCUGUCCAUGGCCGAGAUGGAAAAGGUGUUCGUGAAUAUUCCGGACCUGGUUAAAGUUCACAAAUGUUUACUGCUGGAAAUCCAAGACUCAGUCCAUCACAGAAGUGCCCAGAACCUUUACCAGAUCUUCAUCACCUUCAAAGAGAGGUUGUUGAUCUAUGGGAAAUACUGCAGCCAUGUGGAAACAGCCAUCGCCACUCUGGACGACAUUUGCAAAGACAGAGAGGACGUACGCAUGAAGCUAGAGGAAUGUUCAAAGAGAGCCAACUACGGCAAGUUCACACUGAGGGAUCUGCUGGUGGUUCCUAUGCAGCGGGUAUUAAAGUAUCACCUCCUGCUGCAGGAGCUGGUGAAACACACUCAUGAUUCCACUGACAAGAGUAAUCUGCGGAUGGCAUUGGACGCCAUGAAGGACUUGGCUCAGUACGUCAACGAAGUCAAGCGAGACAAUGAGACGCUGCGAGAAAUAGAUCAGUAUCAGAGAUCCAUUGAAAACCUGAAUCAGCGACUGAGUACCUACGGCAGACCCAAAGGUGAUGGGGAAGUACGAGUGGCCACAGUGGACAAACGGGCUAAACAGGACAGGCACAUCUUCCUGUUUGACGCCGCUGUGAUUGUUUGUAAGCGGCGAGGAGACAACUAUGAGAUGAAAGAAGUGAUUGACCUGCAUCUCUUCAAGAUCACCAACAACCCCACAUCAGACAAGGAGAACCGAAAGUGGUCCCACGGAUUCUACCUCACUCAUAACCAGGGCCAGAACGGCUUUGAAUUCUUCUUCAAGACCAAAGAGCUGAAAAAGAAGUGGCUGGAGCAGUUUGGCAUGGCCAUAUCCAACAUUCGUCCCGAGAACGCCACUAACAACUUCCAUGACUUUAAUAUGCACACCUUUGAAAGGAUCACCUCCUGCAACUCUUGCCACAUGCUGCUAAGGGGCAUCUUCAACCAGGGCUAUCUGUGCUCCAAGUGUGGUUUAGGUGCCCAUAAAGAAUGCCUGGGCCGCUUUGGCUGCUGUGGAAAAACAGAUCCCGGCUCCGUCAGAACUCAGGGCAAAGAUCGAGAUCCAGGUCUGCCCAAGAUGCUGGUAAUCAGGAACUACUUUGGCGUGCCGAGCCCCACGUCUGGUCCGGCGCUCAGCAUCCAGACGGGUGACAUCAUCGAAUUAAUCGGCGCCGACCUACACAGCCCCUGGUGGCAGGGCAAAAUCCUGACGACGAAGGAAGUUGGCUUCUUUCCAAGCGACGCUGUGAAGCCGUGCCCAUGUGUCCCGAAGCCUGUCGAUUACUCCUCUCAAGCCUGGUUUGCAGGGCCCAUGGAGAGGCUUCAGGCGGAGGCAGAACUCAUCAACAGGGUCAACAGCACCUACCUGGUCCGCCACCGCAGUAGAGAGUACACAGAGUACGCCAUCAGUAUAAAGUACAACAACGACGUGAAGCACAUAAAGAUCCUGACCAAGGAGGGCUGCUUCUACAUCGCAGAGAACAAGAAGUUCAGGAGCAUAUUAGAGCUGAUCGAGUACUACAAACACCACUCAUUGAGGGAAGGUUUUAGGAGUCUUGACACCACGCUGAAGUUUCCUUACCGGGAACCAGAGAACGCUGCUAUGCACCGCCUCAACCGGCCGGGUGGCAACACCCCAUUGCUCUGCGGCCUCUCUUUUGUAACUCCUGCCGGCUACAGCUUUGUACCUCCUUCCUCUGCUCCCUUCUGGUCAGUGUUUACUCCGAAAGUGAUCGGUGUGGCGAUAGCACGGUACGACUUCAGCUCCCGUGACACCCGGGAGCUCUCGCUGCAGGAGGGUGACGUGGUUAAGAUCUACACGAAAUCGGGAGCCAACGGCUGGUGGAGGGGCGAGGUCAAUGGCAGGGUCGGCUGGUUCCCAUCCACAUACGUAGAGGAGGGUGAGGAGUGAAAGGUCCAACAUGGGAAGAAGAGUAAGACAAAGGAAGAGUGGCAGCAGCGGACUGAACAAACUGUGAACACAACAGUAACAAAGAGUGAGCUUCUGCACUGCUGCUUGCCCCAACGUUACUUUCCAGAGCAAAGCAGGCGGCUUCACUCUCCUGCACGGAGCCCUGUCGCCUACGACCAUCCCAGAGGCCUUUGGGAGAGAGAAGGGCUACAGUAUGUUGCAGAUGCAAAGAUGCCCCAUAAUUUCUGGUUGACUCUGUGUGGCUAAGUGACUCCACCAACAAGCAGCUUGCCUGUCAGCGGGGCACAAGCCCUCGCCAGACGCCCCCUCCUCCCUCCCUAACUGCAUCCGUCCAUCCAUAAUUCACCCUGCACUCCCUUCCUCUCUGCCCCAGCCAGCCCCCCAGCUCCCACCUGUUCCUGCUUGCCAAGUCGGCCGUCGCCAGACUGUCAAAAGUAGAUACUCAAAUGCUACUCCUCCAUUCAUGCGCUCAUCCAUCCAAGCAUCCAUCCUUUCUGCCACCCCGUGGGAAUAGAGCCAUUUGAGCCGGGAAAGACCAACACUUAUUCUCUUCUUUUUCCUCUCUCAUCCCCUUCUUUCACUCUGAAGGGAUUUCAGUUAGUUUUGACCUUGCCCGUGUAUUUCUUCCCUUAAUGCAGGUGGUUAUUGAUGACUUGAUGACCCAGAUUCACACACACACACUCCACACACACACACACACACACACACACACACCACCCACCUCUCCUCCCUUUCAGAUUAUGAUCGCCUCACACACACGCUCUUACAGGAGAUGUAAGAGAGGGAUGGCGUCGGAUAGCAUCGCUGCGCGGUGCCAGCAAUUGAUCGCUGUUGUUCCUAUUUUCCUCCCAACUCCUACAUUCUUUAUCUCCGGCCCAGCCUCUCAUGUUUUUAGUUGUCUUGGCCGUUAGCGAUCCUCUGCUCUUAUCGGUGGCAGCUCUGUCGACAGGAGCCCAUUCACAGAGGGUUUAUCUUAUUGGAAGCAUUAGCGGCUUGUCGGGGAACGAGCCACUCUACCUAGGAGCCACCCAUCCCCUUAACAUAAAAAAGAGAUGAUGAAACAUGAACGCAGCCCAACUUUGUUCUUCUUUUUGUCUCUUUUUUCCUCUAAAAAAAUUUUCUGCGUUGUCAGGCAUGUCCUGUUUCAUCAUCAGAUGAUGGAUAUGAUGCAGUUUGAUUGAUUGCAUUCUUGCAAAAUUCAGCAACCCCGUCUAUUUGAGGUGAUCUACCUGGAUUUGUACCUUUGCAACAUUUCAAAUGCUUCCUUGGUGUUUGCGGAAACUGGGUCUGUUUUUUCCCCCACUGAAAAAUAUCAUUUCUGCAGGAACACUUGCAAUUUAGGGGAUUUAUUUUGGCGAGAAAAACAUCAAAUUUUAAAAAAGGUAUUUCUGUAUUAGCACUUCAGUCCAAAAGAAUUGGUAUCAGCUCUCGGAAACCUUUUCCCCUCACUGCUUAUAUCUCCCCGCUAACUGUCCUCCCCCCCCCCCGUAUACAUUAUGCACACUGUCUCCUUAAUCCACAGUGAAACAGGAUUUUCCCACAUUUGAGGGAAUAAAUACCUUUAUGGCAAAACAUGCUGCACAACACACUUGUAGUGUUAACACGCGCAAGUGUGAAGUCACAGACAGAGUAAGACGGCAGCGUACGCAGAAUCAGAAUGGCAAUCAGCUGGAGGAGAGACCUGAAAAUCUCCAGCAGCUGGCUUUGUGCGGUGAUGAUUUUAUCCGCAGCCAUGAUGUUGAAUCUGUGUUUGAAAUAUGUAUAUAUUGAUUUUUUUAAUUUAAGUCAUGGUUGGUGAUUUCUCUUCACAUUUGAGGCAGAAGGAAGUCAAACUCUUCAAACUGCUCCUUUAAUUUCUUCUUUCUUUAAAGCUGUUUUUAGCUAUACUUAUUAUAUUUCCCCUCGCUGCUCAAAUACUUUCACACACGCCUACGCAUGACAUUUAAAAAUCAUACAUCCUUUCCUGUUAAGGGAAACUAAUAAUGCAGUGUACAUUACAGAAAAUCUGUCACUAAAACACACAUCAGGGCAGCUGACAACUUAAGUGAAAACAUGCAUCAGACAUUAAAUAAAGUCUGAACUUUCAGAGCUAUUAGAGACGUGGAACCACUCGAUGACAUCAAGAUAGCCGUCAUGUGGCGAACCGGUGGACCCUGCCUCUGGUGACAGCCCUCAGGGCAUGGCUUCCAAUCACAGCUAUCAUCCUCAUUGUGUACAUGCCACCGGGUAUUGUGUCAGAAAUAUAUUUUGUGAAUCUAAGUAAGAAUUUAUUGUAAAGAUAUGCUUUUGUAUGCGCUUAAUGGAGCCAUUAUGUUUGGAAGCCCUUAAUAGCCCCCUGCCAGCCCUGCCACUCCACGUCAUUGUAAUGUGAAUGACAAAGUACUGUUUUUGUUCUCAAUCAUAUUGUUUAAUAUCAGACUGAAGAAAUGUGUCAAGAGAACGGGUCGUAUUAUUGCUUUUUUUAAACUGUGAUGUCUCCCUAGUUUUAUAUAUUUAAAAAAAUGAACAGUGUCGUUAAGUGACCACUAGAUGGAAGCAUCCUAAACACAUCUCUUCCUCUCUGAGCACUCACCUUCAACUUGCUUAAGUUUGGAGAUGACAUCAUCUGAUUAGGAGGUGAACAAUAUGAAAGGAUUGAGCAUGAGCCUCAGACUUGUUGCUGUGAGCGAGGAGGAGAGGACACACGCUUGAAAGGAGUCACUUGUGACUGAAAAUGCAGGAAGGCUAAAACAUGCAAAUCUGUAUAAUGACUGUUGUUAGGUUCCUUCACAGUCCAAGACUUCUACCAGAUUUCUUGACUUUCAAAUUUCCUGAUAUUCCAGGAACUUCAUGUCCAGUAGGAGCACAUUUCUCCUCUCCUCCUGCCUCCCUAAAAUGUCUGCAGUCUCUGAGCAGCCAAACAUUACAUUUAUAACAUCUUUAGGAAAUCUGAGGUGAGGCAGCGGCACAAAUGCGAUCCAGCACAAGCGCCUCUCCCAUCUUGGGAAAACUGGCGAGGCAGAGUACGCUUCUCUAAUCGCAGACUCCGGUAAUCCACUCCCGCACUCCUCCUCCGCCCAGAUGAACUCUGACAGCAGGGCCAUUUACAACUGCAGGCCUUCCUCCACUCCGAGUGCGCUUCCCAGAUUUUUUUUGUGUGCAGGAGGGACGGGAGGAAGGCUCAAGGGUAUCUGUGAUCUAAUCAUUACACCAUCUCCUCACCCCAGCGACCCCGCUGCAUCCAUCUCUCUGUCGGCUCCUCUCUCUCCCGCUCUAUCUCACCUUGUCACUUCCCUUCUCUCUCCCUCUUUCUCCAUCUAUCUUUCAUCCAAUCUCUGUCUUCUUGGUUUCUCUCUGUAUUCUGUCCCUCACCUCGAUGCUCUGUAGCUGUAACUGCUGCUGUACGUUAGAAUAGAAGAUUCAGUAUUAUCAGAAGAGAGAAGGAGGCGGCUGGAGUCUCUAUAAACAACAAAAUGGAGGACUAGUUUAAUUUCACCACAGAUUCAUAGACGGGGAGAAACGAUGCCAAUUAGAGGAUGAAUUAGAGUUCGCUCUCGCCGCCGUUAUCUCCUCGUAUAGUACAGUGUGUGCACAGAUUAUGUCCAUAUGCAGAGGCACACACCGUGUACGUGUGGAGAAACAUCUUGACAGGAUUUAGGGCUGGCCAAGUCUUAGCCCAGCAGGGGUUUCAGGAUACAAUCUCCUUAACCAACACGAGAGGACAGUUCUGCAGCACCCUGAACAGAAACAUAAUACCAGCCAUCACCCGUACAUGAAGAAAAUAUGUCAUAUGAUACUUCUUUCUCUCCAGGAGUGAAAAUCCAUCCCUAAUCCAUUGACAAACCCUCCACCCGUCUCUGUGUUAUAUUGCUAUCAGCGCUCACUCCUGACUGAAGUUUGCAUUCCCUGUGUUCUCGCUCCAUGUCCGUGUCCUGUUAUCCCUAUGAAGCCAAAGAUGUAUGCUGUACUUACUGUACACUCAGUGUUCUGUCUCAUAACCACGGUACCCAACCGCUGUGGCCUAACUCUAAAACCGUGCAAUCUCGACUGUGUAGCAUUACCGUGUAUUGUUGCUGUAUCAUACUGUAAAAUAUGUACAUAGCACAUAAUAAAGAUAUACAUUGCUUCUUCUAA
Epinephelus fuscoguttatus (brown-marbled grouper) is the source of this 6943-nucleotide messenger RNA. RefSeq names its product guanine nucleotide exchange factor VAV3 (gene vav3a). Gene Ontology annotation, molecular function: protein binding; guanyl-nucleotide exchange factor activity. The transcript has 28 exons. The record is from RefSeq and is a predicted model, not a curated record. Gene Ontology annotation, biological process: intracellular signal transduction; regulation of GTPase activity; cell migration. NCBI's taxonomy places the organism in Eukaryota, Metazoa, Chordata, Actinopteri, Perciformes, Serranidae. The coding region runs from base 215 to 2809 and encodes 864 amino acids. Gene Ontology annotation, cellular component: cytoplasm; plasma membrane.